This is a messenger RNA of Sorex fumeus (smoky shrew), 921 nucleotides long. RefSeq names its product NUT family member 2G-like. The annotation marks the transcript as partial. NCBI's taxonomy places the organism in Eukaryota, Metazoa, Chordata, Mammalia, Eulipotyphla, Soricidae. The transcript has 6 exons. The record is from RefSeq and is a predicted model, not a curated record.
AUGCAGGUCAGCCCAGAGGUGGGGCUUGUGGAAUCAGCCCAGAACCAGCCUGUCACCCUGACACAAGCUUCACUCAACUGGGGGGGCCCAGAAGUUCCAUCUGCUGUGAAUGGGCAUCCUGCACCCAUCUACCUGGUGUCAUCUGUGACAGAGACAUGGGUUUGUGGGGAGAGUGCUCCGGCCACCACCCGGAAUCAGGCAACACCUGACACCUCCAGCAGCCCCAGGAGUGUCUAUGAGAACUUUCGGCGCUGGCAGCGCUUCAAGGUCCUGACCCGGAGGUACCUUGCUCAGACUCCAGACACUGAGGCCGUUUCCUGCUUCCUCAUCCCGGUGCUGCGCACCCUGGCCCGCCUGAAGCCCACCAUGAGCCUGGAGGAAGGCCUGCGCCAGGCCCUGCGGGAAUGGGAGGGCACGAGCAAUUUUGACCGCAUGAUCUACUACAACAUGGCUGCCAAGUUCAUGGAGUUUGAGGCUGAGGAAGAGAUGGAAGCGCAGAAGCUGCAGUGGAUGAACGGAGUACAGGGCCAGCCAACCCCUGCCCCACCCAGGCCUGAGCCUCAGGGGGCUCCAGGCCCACCACUAGGCCAGUGGGCCCCACAAACCAAGGCCCCCAAGGAGAUCCCCCCUGAGACCGUGCAGGAGAACAUGGAUAUCAUGGACGAGCUGCUAAAGGCUCCCGACACAGUCUGCAGGGCGCCGCUUGGCCUAAGGGCAGCAGGCAGGAAGGAGCAGCUGGAGGAAACCGGGACCUGCCCUGACGUGGGGCUCCUGAGCUAUGUGUAUGAGCUGUGCUCCCAGGAGGCCUUUGUCACCAAGGUAGAGGCAGUCAUUCACCCCAGCUUCCUGACACACCUGCUCUCCCCAGAAUCCCAGCUGGAUCUCCUGGACCUGGCUGAGGAGCUCGAGGAGGAGGAAGGA